UCGACUUCCUUACCACAUGUUGGACCUGGGAGUGUUUGUAAACGCCAGGCUUCAGCUUAGAUCUUUGCUGUUUUUGGUUAACAGACUUAGAUAUUAAACAGGAGGCCCAGGUUGGAUAUUCAGAAUGAACCUUUUACACAUCCGCCUGUGUUUGACCACUUUGCUGUUGUGGGUCAUUCAGAAGUCUGGCGCAUUUGUGCUGUCUAAUGUCACCGAUCUGACGGUGCACCCAACAGCCGAGGCCAACCCUGAAGGAAGAACGUUUCUAUCGGCCCCCGGGGCUCCCCGCAGCAGACGCAAGCGGCAGAUCUCCCCCAGAGACCGCAACGUGAUUCUGGAUUACCACAACAGGGUUCGGUCGCAGGUCUUCCCUCCUGCCGCUAACAUGGAGUACAUGCUCUGGGAUGACAGACUGGCAAAAUCUGCUGAGGCAUGGGCAGCACAUUGUAUAUGGGAUCAUGGGCCACCAAGCUUGAUGAGAUAUGUUGGUCAAAAUAUGUCUAUUCAAUCAGGCAGCUAUCGGUCUAUUUUAGACCUUGUAAGAUCUUGGUAUGAUGAAGUACGCUAUUAUUCCUUUCCUUAUCCAAGAGAAUGCAAUCUAAGAUGCCCCAAUAAAUGCAGUGGAGCAGUUUGCUCCCAUUAUACGCAGAUGGUCUGGGCAACAUCAAACAGAAUAGGAUGUGCUGUCCACACCUGCAAUAACAUGAAAGUCUGGGGUUCUUUUUGGCCCCACACCACCUUCUUAGUGUGCAACUAUUCAAUAAAGGGAAACUGGAUUGGAGAAGCUCCAUAUAAAACAGGGAAACCAUGUUCAGCUUGCCCACCCAGCUAUGGAGGCUCCUGUAGUAACAAUCUCUGUGUUCCAGGAGUCAUGUCAAAUAGGUUGUUCCCAUUCAAGUAAUUUAUCUUCUGUACAUUGUUUUGACAGUGGUAAGAGAUUAAUGAGUGUCUGGUUUCCUACUUACAGCUAAUAUAUAAACUAACUAAUUCAAUGAAAAUGAUAAUCGGAAAAAAACCUCGAACUAUUGCUUCAAAAAGUACAGUGGGACAUGCUUAUUCAAAAUAGAAAUGUGACUCUUCAAAGAUAAUGUAUUUUCCAAUGAACAAGAUCAUUACCUCUGACAAAUCAGGAAUGAUUUUCAGACUUUUGGAAAGAUGGUUUUGAUUGUACAAGUUUAUUUCAAAAGAAACACAUCGUAAAUCCGAAUCGUUUCUAUGUUCCCGUAUCCCAGGCAACCAGCAACAGUGGCAAUGACUAUUAUAUGUCAGUCAGUUCCAAAGUAAGCAAUAAGUUCUUGAUGGCGUAGUUAACAGAAGACUGUUAAGUAUAUUUACAAUUAUGUGUGUGUUGAAACAUGAGUUGAAAUUUUUGCCUCCCCAUGAAUGAGGUAGUCACUCAACUCUUUCCUGCAUACAAAUGUAUAAUUUGUUCAGUUACAGUGUGCAGGAGAGUGAUUUGUGGGGAGAAAUCUCCAACUACAUAAAAUAUUGUAUUGCAGUCUUUAAAAUUUCAGUACGUAUAACUUAGUAGAAUAUGUUAAAUUUCAUAGAAUAUAUCAAAUUCAAGCUAAUCCUUCAGCUACACUUAAUGUGAACUUACUUAAAUGCAAGUCUCGAAAAAACAACACAGUGAAAAGUGCAAAAUCAAGAUUGCCCUCUGUUGGACAAAUCACAACACUGAUGAUAUCUCAAGAUGAUUGUAGCUGUACUGUAGGAUGAAAUUGAACCUUGACUAAGAAACUUCAUAUUUUACUUGCCAUUUUUUUAUCGAAGGUAUUCAUAGCCUCCCAGUUGAGUAGAAAACCAAUAAUUAAAAUAUAUUUCUCCAAAUAAAAACAUCAGCAUUGGAAAUGGAAACAUGCUAUCUAUUGCAUGCAGUUUCAGUAGUACUGUAACUGGACAACUGGACUAAGAUUAAAUAUUAAGUGCAUUUCAAGACGUGCAACUUAGACCUUUGUACAGCUGCUACAUGUAUCAAUUGGACCCUGUCCUUUACAACCAAAUAAAGCACACUUAAAUUAUAAUAAAUUUAAAGAUUCACUGUCACCACGAAUGUUUGACUUCACAAUUAUAAAUUAUUCGUGAGAUCAAGUAGUGGAACUAGGUAUACUCGCUUGAUACUGUAUGUUAAAACAGUGAGCUGGAAUCUCCCUCAGUCAGCUAUGCACCACUUGGUUUCAAAGUGGAAAAUAGAGGCCUUAGAGUAUUAUUUUCCUCGUUGAUGUAUACAUUAUAAUGACACAACAAAAUAAUUUAGGGUGAGAUAGAUUAAUUAGUUGUAGCUAGGUCAAUAGAAUCAUUUUUUUAUCCACUGCUUAUCCGUAAUUUUUAACUGGGCACAGUGGCAAAUUAAGGUGUCCCUUAAAAAUAUCUUCUACCUCAGAGACUUAUGCUCAGUAGAGUUUAAAGUCAGCUUGAGAGUUUGUCAGAAGUUUCUACUAUAUAAUGAAUCUGUAUGAACCCUCCAGCAACCCUGCCCCCAUUUAUGUUUAAGUACAUUGUGCUGUGGAGUCUAUCAUAUCCUUAAUUGCCACUAUUCAGGAAGGUCUAUUGUGUAAAUGAGAAGCUCUUGACAAAGAAAACAGACAUUGCAAAUUCUGGAAGAUGAAACACAAACAAAAAAGCUAAAAAGAAGCACACGUUGGGUGAUGUUUUCAUCCCCCAACCCCAUGCCAACUUUGGAGAUGGGGACAGCAUUUAAUUGAGUGGGAUGGCAAUGGGUAGAGAGCACUGACACUGUCCUGCCUCCACUCAGGUUAAGUCCAUGGUGGAAGGGCUAAUGGAUACUUUUCCUGCCCUACCAGCAACUGAGGCAUGUAAAUGAGAAAGUACAGUUCACUGAAGGGCCUCCUCCAGCUCCCACCAAUUUUAAGCCAGUGAGGAACUCAAUAAGUAGACUCACGUGAGUUGCUUGAGGUCUCUUAGGGGAGUCCCUAAUUUAUAGACAGUCUCUGAUGAGGGGAUCCAGACAUGGGAAAGAAGUGCCUGUUAAAAGCUACCCCCUCUCAUUCCUACUGAUCCCCUACACCCCUCUUCUUUAUGAAUCCCACCCAGCAAAACCUUACCUAUCCAGUUACCUUGGUUGCUUUGCGAUUCUGGCUCUGCUGUGGAUAUAUUUUCCAUAACAACGUGCCACUUAUCUGUAGCACUGCUGAGUAAAAUGAAAUGCUGGGCUCAAAUUAGCUGGCAGCUUAUGGUGGCAGGGUUUCCCAUCUCCUGAGCUCAUGAUCCUGUGGAAGGUUCACCUUUAGCUGGUUGAUUGCCUGUGUGACAGACCUUAUCCAAAGAAGGCAACCUGAGUGAUCUGCCAACUCUUCAUCAGAUGACUGAGAAUCCUAUUGCUUCCAUAAGAUUCUCCCCAAGGAGGUCUACCAGCAUCUGCAAGGAAAUCCGAGAAUGUCAUAUUUCUAAUGUGGACCCUUCAUUAGAAAUGGAGACUGGGAGAUACAAUCCUACUGAGUUUCAAACAGGCUUAGCGGACUGAUUGACUUACUCUAGCUCCUGUUUUCUUAGGAUCUUUUGAUAUAAAUAAAACACUCAAAGGAAUUGAACAAAGUAAAACUGAGGAGGCAGUGGAAGGAAGAAGUGCAAUGCGUUUUGACCCCUGCUCUAUUCAAUUCUACUAUAAGGUUCAUUUCCUACCUGCUUUCAGCUCUACUGUAAGGUUUGUACCUCCAUCAGUAACCUAACAAUACUCUUUACAAAUAUUCCAGCUAUUUCAGUUUUAUUUAAUGUUCGUCUUCUGUGCCACCUAGUGGUAAUAGAUCUUGCUUACAGGCAGAUUAGAACAGUAUGUUUGGCAUUUUUGGAAGCAAAGGAUUUGCGCUUUUGCUUAUUUACACAAAAGUGGCAUCUUACUUUAGGUCUGCACACUGCGUACACAGUAGUAUCAAUCAGACAAAUCUCCUUAUAGUGAUAGCAGAAUCCAAUAAAAAUAAUCGUGUAGAUUAGAUUACUUACAGUGUGGAAAAAGGCCCUUCGGCCCAACAAGUCCACACCG
This is a messenger RNA of Chiloscyllium plagiosum (whitespotted bambooshark), 4000 nucleotides long. RefSeq names its product peptidase inhibitor 15-like. The record is from RefSeq and is a predicted model, not a curated record. Lineage: Eukaryota; Metazoa; Chordata; Chondrichthyes; Orectolobiformes; Hemiscylliidae.